AUGGCUUCAGGGACAGAAGUGGUGAGUGCUAAUGCCCAUGGAUGCUGCAACAAAGGACCAGGUUAUGCUACUCCUCUUGAAGCAAUGUCUGGUCCAAGGGAGUCACUUCUCUAUGUCACUUGUGUGUACGCUGGAACGGGAAUAGAGAAGCCUGAUUAUCUAGCCACAUUGGAUGUGGAUCCCAACUCACCUACAUAUUCGAAAGUUAUCCACAGGCUACCUAUGCCGAACAUAGGAGAUGAACUGCAUCAUUCAGGGUGGAAUUCUUGCAGCUCUUGCCAUGGAGAUCCAUCAGCAGCUAGGCGUUAUCUGAUCCUUCCUUCGUUGAUAUCUGGUCGCAUCUAUGCAGUUGACACCCAAAAAGAUCCAAGGGCUCCCUCAUUGCAUAAAGUUGUUGAGCCUGCGGAUAUUGUAAAUAAGACAGGAUUAGCAUAUCCACACACAUCACAUUGCCUUGCUUCUGGAGAUGUCCUGGUAUCAUGCCUGGGAGAUAAAGAUGGAAAUGCAGAGGGAAAUGGAUUUCUUCUACUUGAUUCAGAAUUCAACGUAAAGGGGAGGUGGGAGAAACCAGGGCACAGUCCGAUGUUUGGUUAUGAUUUCUGGUACCAACCUCGACACAACACCAUGAUUAGCUCAUCAUGGGGAGCUCCUGCAGCCUUCACUAAAGGCUUUAAUCUGCAACAUGUUUCAGAUGGUCUCUACGGGAGGCAUUUGCAUGUCUACAGUUGGCCAAAUGGUGAACUGAAACAAACAUUGGAUCUUGGCAGUACAGGACUCUUGCCAUUGGAGAUAAGGUUCCUGCACGAUCCUUCUAAAGAUACAGGGUUUGUUGGGUGUGCCUUAACAAGUAACAUGGUACGAUUUUUCAUGACCCCUGAUGGAUCAUGGAGCCAUGAGGUGGCAAUAUCAGUGAAACCAUUGAAGGUGCAAAACUGGAUUCUUCCAGAAAUGCCAGGGCUCAUAACUGAUUUUCUCAUCUCUCUUGAUGAUCGGUUUCUGUACUUUGUCAACUGGCUACACGGAGAUAAAGGAAGCCCUAUAGUGGCUGAGGGUGAAGAUGGCAAAACCUGGCAGUAUGAGGUUCCAGAAAUCCAGGGACAUCGACUGAGAGGAGGGCCUCAAAUGAUUCAGCUAAGUUUAGACGGGAAGCGGCUUUAUGUUACCAACUCCCUUUUCAGUGCCUGGGAUCGUCAAUUUUAUCCAGAACUUGUGGAGAAAGGAUCUCACAUGUUACAGAUAGAUGUUGACACUGAGAAAGGUGGUCUCGCAAUAAAUCUGAACUAUUUUGUAGACUUUGCAGCUGAACCGGAUGGUCCUUCCCUAGCCCAUGAGAUGAGAUACCCAGGAGGUGACUGCACAUCAGAUAUAUGGAUCUAA
Dovyalis caffra is the source of this 1377-nucleotide messenger RNA. The record is from the annotation of a GenBank genome assembly. NCBI's taxonomy places the organism in Eukaryota, Viridiplantae, Streptophyta, Magnoliopsida, Malpighiales, Salicaceae.